CUGGUGCAGGCUUGCCGAAACAAAGGCUCUCGCUGCUGCCGCCGCCGCCGCCACUGCUGUGUUUUUUUUCUUCCACGCCGAUAUAAAAGCUCCCAGCGCUCGGCAGCACACGGCACAGCGGGGCAGAGCCCGGCCGCCCCCAGCCCCAGCCUGGCACAGGGAGCCGGAGUGGCCACACGCUGGCCCAAGGCCCCGCUGUGCCAGGGACUCCUACUGGGGCACGUCCCCAUCCCAGGAAGCUGCAGCAGCGGGAGCGUGGCUGGAGCCGUGGCCUCGCCAGGUCUGCAGGUGAUGGGGUUAUGCUGCGCCGACAGCGUCCCCUGAGCCCCCGUGAGAAGGAGAAGGGCUGAGGCAGCCACGUGCCAGCACCAUGGCCCACUCCCAGGUGUCCUCUGAGAUCCACCACAUCGUCUCCUCCGCCUUCCAGAGUCCCGAGCAGGAGGCGCUGGGUGCCAGCUCACCCGUGUUCGGGGAGGAGGAGGAGGAGAAGGACCUGAACAAGGCGCUGGGUGUGGAGCGCUUCGAGGAGAUCCUGAGCGACGCACACCCCCGCAACGCCGAGGAGGCCGGGCGCAGCUACGGCGAGGAGGACUUCGAGUACCACCGCCAGUCGUCCCACCACAUCCACCACCCGCUGUCCACGCACCUGCCCCCCGAUGCCCGCCGCAAGAAGGGGGUGCCCAAAAAGGGCAAGAAGAAGCACCGCCGCGCCUCCGUCCCCGGAGAGACCCCCACCAUCGAGGAGGCCGAGGAGGAUGAGGACGAGCUGUGCGACACGGAGAUGGAGCGGUCGGCAGAGGAGCUCCUGCAGCCCGGCCCGGCCGAGGCCGUGCAGUUCUUCCUGCAGGAGGAUGAGGUGAGCGACUACCGGGCAGAGGAGCCGGCGGCUCCCGCAACGCUGCCGGGAUCCCCUGCGGAGUCCUGGGGCUCUGCAUCCCCCCGGGAAGCCCGGGCAGGCAGCCCCGAUGCGGAGGAGGGAGGUUUGUCAGAGGUGGUGGCGGCCGCCGAUGGCGGCUCCCCCGGGCGCCCCAUGGCCAAGUCGCAGCCGGGGCACCGCAGCUACAACCUGCACGAGCGGCGCCGCAUCGGCAGCAUGACGGGCGCUGAGCAGGCGUGCUACCAGAAGAUGCCGACGGACGAGUCGGAGGCCCAGACGUUGGCCUCGGCCGACCUGGACUACAUGAAGAGUCACCGCUUCGAGGACGUGCCGGGGGUGCGCCGGCACCUCGUCCGAAAGAGUGCCAAACCACAGGUGGUGCACGUCAGCAAGGACCACAAGGAGCCCAGCACACGCCAGCGCAAGCAGGACCGGCAGCCCCACGAGGUGUUUGUGGAGCUGAACGAGCUGGUGGUGGACAAGAACCAGGAGCUGCAGUGGAAGGAGACAGCACGCUGGAUCAAGUUUGAGGAGGACGUGGAGGAGGAGACAGACCGCUGGGGAAAGCCACAUGUAGCCUCGCUCUCGUUUCGCAGCCUCCUGGAGCUGCGCAAAACCCUGUCCCACGGGGCUGUGCUACUCGACCUGGACCAGAAGACGCUGCCGGGGGUGGCUCACCAGGUGGUGGAGCAGAUGGUCAUCACCGACCAGAUCCGGGCUGAGGACCGUGCCAAUGUGCUGCGGGCGCUGCUGCUCAAGCACAGCCACCCGAGUGACGAGAAGGACUUCUUCCCCCGGAAUAUCUCUGCUGGCAGCCUGGGCUCGCUACUCGUGCACCACCACAGCACCAACCACGUGGCCGAGGGCAGCGAGCCGGCCGUCACCGAGCCCCUCAUCGCCGGCCAUGCCGUGGAGCACGACACGCGGGUCGAUGUGGAGAGGGAGAGGGAGGUCCUUACCCCCACGCCGCCGGCUGGCAUCACUCGCUCCAAGUCCAAGCAUGAGCUGAAGCUGCUGGAGAAGAUCCCAGACAACGCCGAGGCCACGGUGGUGCUUGUGGGCUGUGUGGAGUUCCUGGACCAGCCCACCAUGGCCUUCGUGCGGCUGCAGGAGGCCGUGGAGCUGGACUCGGUGCUGGAGGUGCCCGUCCCCGUGCGGUUCCUCUUUGUACUGCUGGGCCCCAGCAGCACGCACAUGGACUACCAUGAGAUCGGGCGCUCCAUCUCCACCCUCAUGUCUGACAAGCAAUUCCACGAGGCCGCCUACUUGGCCGACGACCGGCACGACCUCCUCAACGCCAUCAACGAGUUCCUGGACUGCAGUGUGGUGCUGCCGCCCUCCGAGGUGCAGGGCGAGGAGCUGCUGCGCAGCGUUGCCCACUUCCAGCGCGAGAUGCUGAAGAAGAGAGAGGAGCAGGAGCGGAGGCUGCUGCUGGAGCCCAAGUCCCCCGAAGAGAAAGCGCUGCUGAAGCUGAAGGUGGUGGAGGGCGAGGGCGAGGAGGAGGACGACGACCCGCUGCGGCGCACGGGCCGGCCGUUCGGUGGGCUGAUCCGCGACGUGCGGCGCCGCUACCCCAAGUACCUGAGCGACUUCAGGGACGCGCUGGACCCGCAGUGCAUCGCCGCCGUCAUCUUCAUCUACUUCGCCGCGCUGUCUCCGGCCAUCACCUUCGGAGGGCUGCUGGGAGAGAAGACGCACGACCUGAUCGGCGUGUCUGAGCUGAUCAUCUCCACGUCGCUGCAGGGUGUCCUCUUCUGCCUGCUGGGUGCUCAGCCCCUGCUUGUCAUCGGCUUCUCGGGGCCACUGCUCGUCUUCGAGGAGGCUUUCUUCACGUUCUGCACAUCCAACGACCUGGAGUACCUGGUGGGGCGUGUCUGGAUCGGCUUCUGGCUCAUCCUCAUCGUGCUGGUCAUGGUGGCCUUCGAGGGCAGCUUCCUGGUGCGCUUUGUCUCCCGCUUCACCCAGGAGAUCUUCGCCUUCCUCAUCUCCCUCAUCUUCAUCUACGAGACCUUCUCCAAGCUGGCCAAGAUCUUCCAGGAGCACCCCCUGCAUGGCUGCCUGCGCGCCAACGGCACUGAGGCCGAGGCCUGGAGGAAUGACAGCAGUGCCAGCACCAACGGCACGGCCGCCCGCACCACCGCCAAGGUGAUGGGGCAGCCCAACACCGCGCUGCUCUCGCUGGUGCUCAUGGCUGGCACCUUCUUCAUUGCCUUCUUCCUGCGCAAGUUCAAGAACAGCCGCUUCUUCCCAGGAUGGAUCCGACGGCUCAUCGGUGACUUCGGGGUGCCCAUUGCCAUCCUGGUGAUGGUGCUGGUGGACUACAGCAUCCAGGAUACCUACACGCAGAAGCUGAGCGUGCCCAGCGGGUUCUCAGUGACGGCCCCGGACAAGCGGGGUUGGGUGAUCAACCCUCUGGGUGAGAGGAGCGACUUCCCUGUCUGGAUGAUGGUGGCCAGUGGCCUCCCUGCCGUCCUCGUCUUCAUCCUCAUCUUCAUGGAGACACAGAUCACCACGCUGAUCAUCAGCAAGAAGGAGCGGAUGCUGCAGAAGGGCUCCGGGUUCCACCUUGACCUGCUGCUGAUCGUGGCCAUGGGCGGGUUCUUCGCGCUGUUCGGGCUGCCGUGGCUGGCGGCGGCCACAGUGCGCUCAGUCACACAUGCCAACGCUCUUACUGUCAUGAGCAAGGCCGUGGCGCCUGGGGACAAGCCCAAGAUCCAGGAGGUGAAGGAGCAGCGUGUCACUGGGCUGCUGGUGGCUGUGCUCGUCGGGCUGUCCAUCGUCAUCGGGGACCUGCUGCGGCAGAUCCCACUGGCUGUGCUCUUCGGGAUCUUCCUCUACAUGGGCAUCACCUCCCUCAACGGCAUCCAGUUCUACGAGCGCCUGCAGCUGCUGCUGAUGCCCCCCAAGCACCACCCUGAUGUCACCUACGUCAAAAAGGUGCGGACGCUGCGCAUGCACCUCUUCACCGGGCUGCAGCUGGGCUGCCUGGCCGUGCUCUGGGCUGUCAUGUCCACCGUGGCCUCCCUGGCCUUCCCCUUCAUCCUCAUCCUCACGGUGCCGCUCCGCAUGUGCCUGCUCAGCCGCAUCUUCACCGACCGUGAGAUGAAGUGUCUGGAUGCAGACGAGGCCGAGCCCAUCCUCGAUGAGCGGGAAGGUGUGGACGAGUACAACGAGAUGCCGAUGCCGGUGUGAGCGCGGCAGCCAGCGAGGCGGCUGCGAGGCCGGGCACGGCCGGGACCCCUCCGCCGCCCCCGCGGGCUCCUGCCAAAGAGCCGCGGGCCCAGGGGCUCGCCGGUCCCUGGGGAGCGAGCCUCGGGUCCCCCUCGGCGCAUCCCGACCCCCAGGGGCUGAGCCCACGGCCCCGGGCUCGCCCCAGACAAUCAGGCGUCGCCGCGGUGUGUUUAACGGCGCAAUUGACACGGCAAUAAACAGCUUCCCCGGCAGCUCGAGGUGCGGGGGCAGCCCCGGCCCCCUGCCCGCGCCGCGGCUGUGCCAGGGCUGGGCUGCUGCCGCACCGGGUGCUGGGGGCAGGGGGCUGCGGCUGCCCGUGCCCAGGGCCGAGGCUGAGGGCUGCAGCCCCCCCGAGCAGGGGCCGGCCCGCGCAGGGGCUGCAGCCCGGUGCCAAUAAACACGAUGGACUUUG
This is a messenger RNA of Colius striatus (speckled mousebird), 4520 nucleotides long. It is a transcript of the gene SLC4A2, whose product is annotated as solute carrier family 4 member 2. The transcript has 23 exons. The coding region runs from base 371 to 4069 and encodes 1232 amino acids. Gene Ontology annotation, biological process: bicarbonate transport; monoatomic anion transport; regulation of intracellular pH. Gene Ontology annotation, molecular function: solute:inorganic anion antiporter activity; monoatomic anion transmembrane transporter activity. Lineage: Eukaryota; Metazoa; Chordata; Aves; Coliiformes; Coliidae. The record is from RefSeq and is a predicted model, not a curated record. Gene Ontology annotation, cellular component: basolateral plasma membrane; apical plasma membrane; plasma membrane.